Molecule: messenger RNA, 1965 nt
Organism: Blumeria graminis f. sp. triticale
Lineage: Eukaryota; Fungi; Ascomycota; Leotiomycetes; Helotiales; Erysiphaceae
Source: the annotation of a GenBank genome assembly
AUGCACGCCGUCGAAGCAACGCAAUGUCAUACGCUCGCUAAAGGACAAAUGGAGGGAGGUCAAACCGACAGACAGCUUGAUUAUUUUAUCAAGCGAAGUGAUCCACCUAACAGCGACUGUCAUCAUUGGCGUGAUAUACUUGUGGUUGGAGAGUUGACCAAACUACCAACUUCGGCUUUUCUGGAUAAGUUUCUCCAGCUUUGUGUCUACAUGAGUGAAGUGUUCUUGGCACAGCCUCUUCGACAUUUUGUACACGGAUUCAUACUUUUCGGGACACAACUCCAGCUUUGGGUAUUUGAUCGAUCGGGACCGUAUUGUGAGUCUAUCAUUGAUGUUGGGAAAUCACAGAAAAAAUUGCAUGGAAUCGACCCAAACAUCCGAUAUGACGGCGAUAAAAUCAUCAUCAAGAUGAAGGUUCCGGGGUCAGUUGAAAUGCGGGAGUUCGUUCUUGACUCGAAGCCGUUAGUAAUUCAGUCGGCGCUUGUCUCUAGGGGCACCACAGUUUACUCCUCUGUGGAAAAAAGCUUUGUGGUGAAAUUCUCAUGGAAGAUAUGCGGGGGCACCUCUGAAGUAGACUUGCUCCAGAUUGCAAAGGAUGUCGUUGGAAUGGCUAAGCUUGAGGGAUGGCGUGACUUGGUACAAAUAAGCACGCUCCGAAAGGGACUUCAAUUCACUCACCAAAUGGUGAAAUGCACACGACCAGCGGAACAGGUAUUAACUACGCCAGUUGUUUUAAGUGGGAAGUCUAUCCAAGUAUUGAAGAGUGCAAGCAAAGCUGAAUCCCGAAAGCGGAAGAAUGAAUCACAGAAGCACGGAGAUGAGAUCGAGCCGGUAAGUAAACGAACUCGAAGUGGAAUCAAAGAAAUACCUCGGAGCGUUCCUAUGGUUGAAAUUAGAUCACAGUCGAUUGAAAUGGCACCGAGCUCGGAAACCACUUCAUCAGCUGAUGGUAACCUUAAUAUUACUAAAAAUACCCAGAGACGUAGCAGCCGCUUAGAGGAGCUGCGAACGAGUCAAUCCAUCGGCGUGAAGCGGAAAUGUCAGGAAAACGUCGAUGUCAACGAACGCCUGAAAAGAGUCCACCUUUCUGGCCAAUCAGUAGAUGUUGCAACUGAUGUUGAGAACCCAGGAAAUUCUCAUGGGACUGAUUCCAACCAUUCAAGUAUUUCCAGCCAAAGUGAAGAAUCGUUGUCAUCAUUUACAAGUGAUUUCAUCCCAUCUGGCUUCAAAAUAGAAACGGUAAAAUGUGUUGAAAUACGGAAGCGCCAACAAGCAGCGGUCGCAAUAUCGCCAUUCGGGAAACCAAUUAGUAAGUUUGACACGCCACUUGAAAUGAUAAUCGGGUUAUACGACGCUAUCAAGGCGCAUAGGUCACUACUUCUUGAUGCCAAUAUAUUACAUCGAGAUAUAUCGGUGAACAACGUCCUUCUGAAGCACUGUGAAGACCCCAAGGAUUAUGGUGGCAUACUCAUUGAUCUUGACCUGACCAUUCUAUUCAAGGGAGGUGAAGCACAAGGGAAACUGGGAGCGAUGACGGGCACAAUUCAAUUCAUGGCAUUGGAAAUUCUUCAGAACAGCUUUGCACUACCAGGUGCCGUAGUGUCACACUCGUACCGCCAUGAUCUUGAGUCGUUUUUUUACGUCUUAUUGUGGAUUUGCAUACGAUCUCGUUGGCCUGAUGAUAAGUCACCGCACGCGGCCUUUUUAAGGAAGUGGUAUUCUGGGGCUGCCGAAGAGAUUUAUUCGAACAAGGAGACCCAAAUGAAGAAAGGUACAUUCGGAGAGAAAGUCAUGAAAAGGAUUUCACCGGAAUUUGAAGAUGUCAAAAUCCUUGUUUGGACUUUCUGGAAUACCUUAUUCUAUAAGGAUCAAGAAUUCACGAUUGGUACCGCUCCUGAUCCUGACACUCUAUAUGGCCCAAUAAUCGAGACAUUUGAAAAUACAAUUCUGCAUCUAAAGUCGUAA